Messenger RNA from Cyprinodon variegatus (sheepshead minnow), 1467 nucleotides. Its product is annotated as lipoma HMGIC fusion partner-like 3 protein. Bases 673 to 1353 code for a protein of 226 amino acids. The record is from RefSeq and is a predicted model, not a curated record. NCBI's taxonomy places the organism in Eukaryota, Metazoa, Chordata, Actinopteri, Cyprinodontiformes, Cyprinodontidae. The transcript has 3 exons. Gene Ontology annotation, biological process: sensory perception of sound. Gene Ontology annotation, cellular component: plasma membrane.
UUCUCCUCAAGGUGUGUGUCAUCUUUCGCACGAGCACACGCGCGCGUGGCUGGCGGACAGGCUGUGGGUCCGUCCACCAUCUGUGCGCCCCUCCCUCUGUGACUCGCAGCAUCACCGGCAGCUCAGUGGAUGCUGCUGCCUCUCCAUCUAUCCCUGCUUCACGGCCAAACAGAGGCAGGCGUUAUAUCUGAAUGCGUAAUUUGCAGUGGGACGCUUUGAUUCGUGAGCCGCUGCGUCCUUGUUAGUGAACGCGACCCCAUUUGGAGACGUUUACUAAUAACAAGCUGUUGCUUUCAGCUGAAAUUCAUUUUUAAACGCGUCUUUCUCGGUGGGAUUUUUCCAAGUUUGUCCAAAUGCGGCAGCGAUGAGCUGCGAGCGAAUCAGAGGGAGGCGGUUUGAGUUGUCAGAGUCACAUCCAGGGUUCAAGCUCUCCUCACUUUGCUCCUCUGCCUGCUUUUUGGGGGAUGCGACGUCAUGAGCUGAUCCCGCCUGACAGAUGUGCUGCAGCUGCACAGGCACAGAUAGUCCGAUCCUGAUUUUUUAUUAUUAUUUAAAUGAUAAUGCUGCAAAAAGGAAGGAGGGAGAAAAUCUUCUUAUGAGAUAAAUGUGAGGUUCUCUCGUUUUUCCACUGACGGAUCGCAAACCUUCAUUCAUUUUUCGGCUCUGCGUAAGAUGAUACCUGGAUCUGCCGCAUCAAUGCUACCAUCUGCAGAAGCCGCGAAAUUGUACCAGACCAAUUACGUCCGCAACUCCCGUGUAAUCGGACUCCUGUGGGCCAUUUUCACGAUCCUCUUCGGCAUCGUUAACGUGACCAUCUUCUCGCAGCCCUAUUGGAUCGGGGAUGGCAUGGACACCCCGCAGAUCGGCUACUUCGGCCUGUUCCACUAUUGCAUCGGGGACGGACACUCCAGGGACCUGGACUGUCAGGGCAGCUUCACCGAGUUCGCCGCCAUCCCCUCCACUGCGUUCAAGGCCGCCUCCUUCUUCAUCGGAAUGUCAAUGAUGUUGGUGGUCACCUGCAUCGGCUGCUUCAGCCUCUUCUUCCUCCUCAGCACCUCCACCGUCUACAAAAUCUGUGGCUGGAUGCAGGCAGCAUCAGGUGUCUGUCUUGUGCUGGGGUGUAUGAUCUAUCCUGAUGGCUGGGACAGCGAUGAAGUCAGGAGGAUGUGUGGGGAGCAGACAGACAAGUACAGCCUGGGAGCUUGUUCAGUGCGCUGGGCUUACAUCUUGGCAAUCAUGGGCAUCCUGGAUGCCCUCAUACUCUCCUUCCUGGCCUUUGUCCUGGGGAACCGACAGGAUGGGCUAAUGACGGAGGAGCUGCUGGCUGAAAGCAAGGAAGGAGGGAACGCUUAACUGAUGUUUAGGUAAGUUUAUGGUUAACAAGGGUUAUUUAAAUCCAUGUUUUUUCUCAUCAUAUGCUCUGAAUCUACAAGAUUAUUUGUUUAGGGAUUGCACAUUAAUUGGCAG